AUUGGAGAGGAUUCUUUAUCGUGCUUCCAAACAAGCGGAGGACUACGACAUGUCGCCAUAAUAACACCGACCACCGUGGGAUUUCGGCAGUACCUCAAAAGUGAAGGUACUCAAAUCAAAUAUAAGACCUCUAGAAUAGCGUUGAAUUCGAAGUUCUCCGUCGCCGGCAUCGUUCCAAAGCAAGAACAUCCGCGUCCUUCAAGUUUAGCAUGGAUGGAGACUCAAGAUCUAAUUUUGAUUGGCAAGGUGUUACUCAGAGUCAACCGCCGCGCUUUUCUUACGAAAAAGAUCAAAUCGAUAACUCAGGGAAUAAGGAAAACGUCACGAGCGAGAGUGAAUCGGAUAAGAGGAAAAUCGCCGGCUUGGAAGAACCCCCGCGAAAGGCUCAAGAAGCAUCUAAAGAGGGGAAGCAGUUCUCGCUCUCUUACUGUGUCUUUCGAUGGGACCGGUAAUGAAAGCAACACAAAAGAUGAGUGUCAUGAAUUGUCGAAGGGUCAUGGGAGAAGUAAUCCGUUCAAGCGUUCCUCUCCAAUGAAAAAGCGGCGAAAAGAGGAGCAGCGAGAAGAGCGUGUCUCGUUUGAUGUAUCCAUCAGUUGGGACGAUUCGAACGCCAACGAUCCCUUCUCUAAUGAACGAGUUCUUUGCCAGAGCAAUAGGAUGAAGCGUUCUCUUUCCCGAUCCUUUGUAGGCGACUCCGAUCAGUCCCUGAAAGAAUCUUUCGCCACCGACUUUUCUGACAUAUUCUGUGGUGACAAUUCUCCUUCAACGGCCCAAGUCGAUACCUGUUCUUCUGAUUCAAUUCCUACUGAUCUUAGGCUGGGCACGAGGUUGAGACUCGUAGCCAGGAAACCGUAUCCGUGGAUGCGAGAUGUUGUAGGUCCAGGAGUAGUCCCCGUCCGUGUUACCGGUCAACAGAGACAUGAAGGACUGCAGACUUUUUUAAAAGUUGUUGGGACCGAUUUUCGCUCGCGAUCACUGUUGGACAUUCCCUCAGAUGUGUCUCAUAUGGGUUUGUUAGAAGCUGCGUGUCUCUACUGGCAGUUCCCUUGUCUUCCUUGGGUGACGGCUUAUCCUCGAAUUGAUUCGUUGGUCGGCGCGUCUACAAGUGCGACCGAGUCGAUGUCCACCAUGCCACCCUCCUGUUUGGAAGCCCUCGAUAUUCAGUGGACGGAAUGUUUCGACCAACUCUUCUUGUCAUGGAAGAAGGGCGAUCGCAGAAGCUUCUACAUGUCAUGUUCAUCAUUCACCGUUUUAUUCACGAAAAUAAGCGCCGACGAACCAGUGAUUGGAGAGGAUUCUUUAUCGUGCUUCCAAACAAGCGGAGGACUACGACAUGUCGCCAUAAUAACACCGACCACCGUGGGAUUUCGGCAGUACCUCAAAAGUGAAGGCGUUGAAUUCGAAGUUCUCCGUCGCCGGCAUCGUUCCAAAGCAAGAACAUCCGCGUCCUUCAAGUUUAGCAUGGAUGGAGACUCAAGAUCUAACUUCGAUUGGCAAGGUGUUACUCAGAGUCAACCGCCGCGCUUUUCUUACGAAAAAGAUCAAAUCGAUAACUCAGGGAAUAAGGAAAACGUCACGAGCGAGAGUGAAUCGGACAAGAGCCCAGGGAAAGCCGACUUAUCUGGAGAUCACGAAUGGCUAGAGAACAUUGGAAUGUCUCCAAGAAAAUCUGCGAAGCUCAAGAGAUAUAAAUCGCUUGGGUCUUCUUCGAACUUAUCCGAUGGUGGCCAUUCGAAGUCGGAAUUAGAGGAGAUGGCAGCGGUAUUGGUAAAAGGAGCAGACGUUCAAACGCUAUACAACUUGCUGCAAUCGUCACGAGUAUGCCGUUCAAUAGCUGGGCCACACGCCAAGUUACCUCCCACAUUAACUGCAGCUCAACCGUUUCUCUUUGCGCAGAUGCAAACGCUCAAGAAGUCUUCUCAAGUCAUUCGGCGGAAAGACAUGGAGUAUGUGCUAGAAUUGGAUGGAGGGCCUAUUAUGCCUCACACUAUACCGAUGAUGGCUGAAUUUAUCCGACGAACAGGACUUUGCGACGAUGAACUAACCGUAGUUCGCGUUUCUGAUCGUGCAGUUUGCAAUGGGAUAAACGAAGUAGAUCCUGAGUUGUGUGAUUGGAAUGAGCUCCGUGUAGGUAAAGAAAACGUUUGGUGGGACAAGCUU
Ostertagia ostertagi is the source of this 2160-nucleotide messenger RNA. Lineage: Eukaryota; Metazoa; Nematoda; Chromadorea; Rhabditida; Trichostrongylidae. The record is from the annotation of a GenBank genome assembly.